Messenger RNA from Helianthus annuus (common sunflower), 968 nucleotides. RefSeq names its product transcription factor MYB8. Bases 15 to 716 code for a protein of 233 amino acids. The record is from RefSeq and is a predicted model, not a curated record. The transcript is spliced from 3 exons. Lineage: Eukaryota; Viridiplantae; Streptophyta; Magnoliopsida; Asterales; Asteraceae.
UCCAGUUAAAAAUAAUGAGGACCCCAAAUUAUAGUGACAUGAACACAGGUUUAAAGAAAGGAACAUGGAGCCAUGAAGAAGAUCAGUUGUUGGUUGCUUAUAUCAGCAGAUAUGGCAUCUGGAACUGGUCCCAGAUGCCAAGAUUUGCUGGUUUGUCAAGAUCCGGGAAGAGUUGUAGACUGCGAUGGAUGAAUUAUCUGAAACCUAACAUAAAGAGAGGAAACUUUUCCAAGGAAGAAGACGAAAUCAUACUCCAUUCGCAUUCGGUUCUUGGCAAUAAGUGGUCUGCAAUUGCAUCAAAGCUUCCUGGAAGGACUGACAAUGAAGUAAAAAACCAUUGGCAUGCUCAUCUCAAGAAACGUGUGAGUCAUUACAGCAAGAAUCCCGAAACACACGAGCAAAAUGGCGAGAGUACAUCAUUGAAGUUUGAGCGCGAUAACAUCUACGAAAUGAAACCGCCUGUUAAUCAUAUUAAUAACUUUUUUGAGUCUUGCUUGACUUCUGAAGAUGAUAUGUUCUCACCUAGCAGCACUUCUAGUACUUCCAAAGAUCAAGAAGUCGACUUUAGAUAUGAUUAUUAUGACACCGGCUCACCAGGAACCGUUGACGAUCUUCAAUGUUUCUGGCAACAGCUUUGCCCAUUUGAGAACUUGGAGCUUGAAAACACUCACCUUAACAUGUUUUAUAAUGAAUUUUUGAACAUGGGAUCGAGUUAGACCGGAAAACAUUACCAAGAAGGACUAUUCACCCUCUUUUAAAGGUUAUCCUUUCUUACCCAUUUAGGGUUUUUCAACUAGAUCGAAGCAAGCUCGAAAAAUAAAACUCGGUUGUAAACAUGCCGGCCGGGCUUGGUUUUAGCCACUUUAGCUCGUUUAAGUUAUACCCAAAUAUUAGUGUUUCUUUUUUGAGUUAAUUACUGUUUUCGUCCCUGAGGUUUGUCGAAAAUAACGGUUUCAGUCCAUUAGUUU